This is a messenger RNA of Penicillium oxalicum, 1299 nucleotides long. RefSeq lists its product as uncharacterized. The transcript has 2 exons. NCBI's taxonomy places the organism in Eukaryota, Fungi, Ascomycota, Eurotiomycetes, Eurotiales, Aspergillaceae. Bases 1 to 1299 code for a protein of 432 amino acids. The record is from RefSeq and is a predicted model, not a curated record.
AUGACUGGAAGUCUGUACUGCAACGAUAUCGUCUCUCCACCUGAUGAGCUCGAAUUAUGGGAACCGAACUGGCAGUAUGCCCCAACCCCAGGAUACCUCCGCAGCCCCUACAGUACUCGAUCCACGUGUAGCCCCGACCGGUCUAGUAUACCUGAGAAUGGAUCCGAGCCAGCAAGCCAAUCACAGACAGAUACCUUCAAACUGCUUCAACUCUCUGAAUGGGAAGAGGGAAGAGACUACGACGAAGACCCGCCAACUUGUAUCCACUACUUAAUAGAGUGGCGAGUUACAGUCAACAAUAAGAUUGUCGCAAAAGACACGGAAGAGGACGUGGUUCUGGCCCCAAAUGCCUUCUGGGAAGAGACCUUGAAAGGAAAACUAGAGAAUGUCCUCCGAGGAAAAGUCUCCGCCGACCGAAGGGUCAGAGCUGAUGAUACUGCAAUUGUUGUGUCUGUAAAUGAUCGCUCCCAGCGUGACCUCACCAAGCGAUUCGACAAACUGGAUAUUAAUUGGACCGCCAUCGAGAAGAAGCUCCACAUGUGGUCUGGAGAGAAGAGAGGAAAAUCUUCCGUCACAACGAGAAUGCUUGAUGAUCGGGAUGCACAGCUUGAUGCUGAGGAGAAUUCCUGUGGGCAGCAGUCUAUUUGGCGCCGCGUUUAUAAUCUGAUGAAAUGUGCUUCGGCUUCUUGCCACCUUGGUCCUUACUGCUGGCUGGACCCAAUGGGGAAAAAGCAUUAUCAACUCCGCACGCAUCAUCUCAGACGUUUGGUGACCUACGUCGAAAAGGGUGGCGUUCUGGAGACACACAGAGACGUCCCAGAUGACAUCAGGGAAGAGCUAUACAUGGAAGAGCAGCAGAGACUGGAGAAAAAAAAGCGUAAGGGAGGAAAUAUCCUUGCGGCUGAGGCACCCUAUCCUCCCAUCAACAUUAAUGUUCUGCCAUCGCAGUCUCAUCCCUCUGGAAAGGACAUUACGGCUCCCAAAGUGGCCCUUGAGACUACAAGCUUGAAGGAUAUAGGACCACUGCACAUGCCCGGUUUCAGGGACGUAGCUGUCAAAGAAUACGGUGAGUGGCUUGCCUCGAGUGUCGAGGACGACAACCUCAAAGCAGCGUUUCGACAAGCCUGCGACGUAACGCUGUCAGAUGGUUUCGACCUUGAGCACAUCUACAAGGACCAAAACCCAGAAUUCUUUGUUGGCAAGUGGAUCAAACCUGGAAUUGCCCAAACUUUCGUGGAGAAUAUUCGUGACUGGGUUGAGAAUGUGAAGAAAACUGCGCACGUUGUUGAAGUGAUGUAG